Molecule: messenger RNA, 3601 nt
Organism: Scatophagus argus
Lineage: Eukaryota; Metazoa; Chordata; Actinopteri; Scatophagidae
Gene: ezrb
Product: ezrin b
Exons: 14
Coding region: 16-2193 (725 amino acids)
Biological process (GO): regulation of organelle assembly; positive regulation of early endosome to late endosome transport; positive regulation of protein localization to early endosome
Cellular component (GO): adherens junction; apical part of cell; plasma membrane
Molecular function (GO): cell adhesion molecule binding; actin binding
Source: RefSeq, a predicted model, not a curated record
AAAAGACCCCAAAACAUGAUUAUCCGCCCCGCGUUGUGGAAACUACAAAGUGCCUUACUGAAGGUGGGGAAACACCACCUUCAGUUAAAAUGUCCCUUCAGCAAUAAUGAAACUGGUCGUGGUUUUACGGAGCGGGGACUCUCAGAAGCCCGCUGUUGUGAAGCUGUGCUCCUCCACCCUGCCGGUGACAGCAGGAACAGGAUCGGCAGGGCGCCCACGGUAGGAUGGACGAGCGCCAUAUUGCGCCUGGGUGAACAGAGGGAGGGGAAAUCUGCGGCUGAGAGCUGCGGUCCGCUGAACAAUCAUCAUCUCAUCUCCAAACUUCACCAGCUCCGGAAGGCACACAGAGAAGUACAGUCACACGGAGCACACACAUCGUCUUUGGAAACACUUUUUGUCUUAAUCAAACGACUCCACGCACAGAGCAAGGAAAAGGACACAAAAAUGCCGAAAGCGGUCAAUGUUCGCGUCACCACUGUGGACGCUGAGCUGGAGUUUGCCAUCCAGCCCAGCACCACCGGCAAGCAGCUGUUUGACCAGGUGGUGAAAACCAUUGGCUUACGUGAGAUCUGGUACUUUGGACUUCAGUAUAUGGAUGGCAAAGGUUACCACACUUGGCUAAAACUGGACAAAAAGGUGUCAUCUCAGGAUGUGAAGAAGGAGAACCCGCUGCAGUUCAAGUUUCGGGCCAAGUUCUUUCCAGAGGAUGUUUCUGAGGAGCUGAUCCAGGACAUCACCCAGAAGCUGUUUUUCCUGCAGGUGAAGGAGAGCAUCCUGAGUGAUGAGGUUUACUGUCCACCAGAGACAGCUGUGCUGCUGGCCUCCUACUCUGUGCAGGCCAAGUUUGGAGACUACAACAAAGAAGUCCACCGACCUGGAUACCUGCUUUCUGAACGCCUGCUGCCACACAGAGUCCUGGAGCAGCACAAGUUAUCCAGAGAGCAGUGGGAGGAGAGGAUUCAGGUGUGGCACGAGGAGCACCGUGGGAUGUUAAAGGAGGAUGCUAUGCUGGAGUACCUAAAGAUCGCCCAGGACCUGGAAAUGUAUGGAGUCAACUACUUUGACAUCAAGAAUAAGAAGGGAACAGAGCUGUGGCUUGGAGUGGACGCGCUGGGACUCAACAUUUAUGAGAAGGAUGACAAAUUGACCCCAAAGAUUGGCUUCCCCUGGAGUGAGAUCAGAAACAUUUCCUUCAACGAUAAGAAGUUCAUCAUCAAGCCAAUCGACAAAAAGUCUCCGGACUUUGUGUUUUAUGCACCGAGACUGCGCAUAAACAAGCGCAUCCUGCAGCUGUGCAUGGGCAACCACGAGCUGUACAUGCGUCGCCGCAAGCCGGACACAAUUGAGGUGCAGCAGAUGAAGGCUCAGGCCCGAGAGGAGAAGCAGCAGAAGCAGAUGGAGAGGGCCCAGCUGGAGAACGAGAAGAAGAAGAGAGAGGCCAUUGAGAAGGAGAAGGAGCAGAUGGAGCGAGAAAAGCAGGAUCUGAUGAUGAGGCUCUACCAGUUUGAGGAGAAGACCAAGAAGGCAGAGAAAGAUCUGCAGGACCAGCUCCAGAGAGCCCUGAUGCUGGAGCAGGAGCGGAGGAGAGCGGAGGAGGAGGCAGCUCGUCUGGAGGCAGAGCGUCAGGCUGCUCUGCUGGCUAAAGAGGAGCUGGCCCGCCAGGCUGAGGACCAGAAGAAGAGCCAGGAGCAGCUGGCUGCAGAGCUGGCAGAGCACACAUCCCGAAUUGCCCUGCUUGAGGAGGCCAAGAGACACAAGGAGCAGGAGGCCGACUCAUGGCAGCUCAAGGCCAAGGAAGCCCAGGACGACCUAAUAAAGACCAAGGAGGAGCUCCACAUGGUGAUGACGGUGCCCCCACCCCCUCCACCUCCGCCCAUGUACGACCACCUGGAUGACAACAGCGACAGCGAGGAGAACACCAGCACGCACAGUGCCGACCUGCAGACCGAAGGCAUCAAUGACCACCGCAAGGAGGAGGAUCGUCUCACCGAGGCCGAGAAGAACGAACGCGUCCAGAAACAGCUGAAGGCCUUGACUUCAGAGCUGGCUCAGGCACGUGAUGAAUCCAAGAACACCCAGAACGACCUCCUUCACAGCGAGAACGUCCGGGCCGGCCGAGACAAAUACAAGACCCUGCGACAGAUCAGGCAGGGCAACACUAAGCAGAGGAUCGACGAGUUCGAGGCCUUAUAAGACGCCUUCGGCCCUCAGGCGCUCACCCUUUCUGAAUGGUCACUACACCCCGCUCCUCUGCUGACAUACAUGGGCGCACACAAACUCAUAUUUAACACACAUCAGUUGCAGGCUAAACUGGAGCAGUAGAAGCACAGAAGAAACAUCAUUUACAGAGAGACGCACUCCUGUUGUGAGUUUGUCUGGUGGUAUGCAGGGCUUUGCAAAUACUUCGCAGAAAACUUAGUGCCAAAACCUUUCUCUUCUUAGUGUUUCACAUCUUAUUUGUGUAUUUGAAUGUGUGUAAUUUGAUCAGUUCAGACGAAAUCUUUGUUUUUAUCCAGAGGCGCAAUGAAGUAGUGGGACUAGCCAAAUUUUAUUAUUUCAUGAUGUGCACAUACAAUUUGUAAUCAAGGCCUCGCUUCUUUUUGAUGUCUAUCAUUUGUUGUAUAGUAAGAGAAGGACAGUUUGUCUUUUAUAGCGACCGCUCAGAAAGGGGGAAACAGUAUAAGCAGGAAAACGUGUUUGUUUUUGUUUUCCAUUAUAUUUGAACACUUCCAUAUAUGUUUAAUAUUGCUAUACAGUAGUUUAAAUUCAUGCCUAGUUUGAUAUUUAUACUGUAUAUGGGACAUUAAAAAGGGUAUUUCAUCUUGGUUUGUAUAUUUUUGCUAUUUUGCUAACUACUAAUGAUAAUUAAAACAUUUAAUGUUUUAAAGGUUUUAUAUAUUGACCAAAAUGAUAGCAGUCUUAUGUUCCAAUACAUUUUCCUUUAAAUCACUAAAUUAAAGAGAUUUAAGUGUAAAUUAUUAUUUUUUACUGUAGGAAAUAUCCAGCUGCAUGCCAUUAAAUCAGUUGAGAAGAUUGCUAUCUUUCUAGGUACUUCUGAUUUUUUUUUUUUUAUUUUAUUUUAUUUUAUUUUUUUGCCGUGCAGUUCACAGCAUGCUGAGGAACGUCUUCAUCCUCAGGACACUGCAUUGACUGGGACACUUAGGUUUAAUAUAUUUUAUGUCUCUGUUCUGUAUCAUGUCGCUGUUGGGUGAGAGAUGAGCACGUGUUGUGUGCUUUUACCCUCCCAAGUGGCCUUUCUCUCUGGCUGUCCCUCUGCAGGGAUCUGUCCCAGACAGUUGGUCCUCACCUUUUAGCCAAGGUGCAUAGUCCAAAAAAUAUGGAUGCAACUUUGAAAACCUUAUACUUUUUUAGUGUUAGACCUGAGGGUUGAGGUCAACUUUAUAAAGAGUUUUCAUUUUGCUGCUUGGUCACGAUGGACUGAUCUAGACAGUAUACCACCAAUCUCUCUCUGGACAUUGACUAGAGUAGCAUCUACUGACAUUGUAAUGGAAACACACUGUUCUGCUGGCCUUUGUAUACGAGCAGGAUUUUAUAAUGAAGUGUUCAACAUAUUGGCAAUAAAUAAAAAUCUAUGAUGACA